Neomonachus schauinslandi (Hawaiian monk seal) is the source of this 2321-nucleotide messenger RNA. It is a transcript of the gene RIMS4, whose product is annotated as regulating synaptic membrane exocytosis 4. The record is from RefSeq and is a predicted model, not a curated record. NCBI's taxonomy places the organism in Eukaryota, Metazoa, Chordata, Mammalia, Carnivora, Phocidae. Gene Ontology annotation, biological process: positive regulation of synaptic transmission; regulation of membrane potential; calcium ion-regulated exocytosis of neurotransmitter. Bases 68 to 877 code for a protein of 269 amino acids. Gene Ontology annotation, cellular component: cytoskeleton of presynaptic active zone; presynaptic membrane. Gene Ontology annotation, molecular function: small GTPase binding; transmembrane transporter binding. The transcript has 6 exons.
CAAGCUGCCCAAGCCGCCCGCCGCCGCCGCGGCCGCGGCGGCCGAGGCGCCCGGGGCCGGCGCGGGCAUGGAGCGCUCGCAGAGCCGCCUCAGCCUGUCCGCCUCCUUCGAGGCGCUCGCCAUCUACUUCCCGUGCAUGAACUCCUUCGACGACGAGGACGCGGGGGACAGCCGGAGGCUGAAGGGGGCCAUCCAGAGGAGCACGGAGACCGGCCUGGCGGUGGAGAUGCCCAGCCGGACCCUGCGCCAGGCCAGCCACGAGUCCAUUGAGGACAGCAUGAAUAGCUACGGCUCAGAGGGCAACCUUAACUACGGGGGAGUUUGCCUGGCGUCAGAUGCGCAGUUCAGCGACUUCCUCGGCAGCAUGGGGCCAGCGCAGUUUGUGGGCCGCCAGACCCUGGCCACCACGCCGAUGGGGGAUGUGGAGAUCGGCUUGCAGGAGCGCAAUGGCCAGCUCGAAGUGGACAUCAUCCAGGCUCGGGGACUGACAGCCAAGCCAGGCUCCAAGACACUGCCAGCGGCCUACAUCAAGGCCUACCUGCUGGAGAACGGCGUCUGCAUUGCCAAGAAGAAGACCAAAGUCGCUCGCAAGUCGCUGGACCCACUGUAUAACCAGGUGCUGCUGUUUCCUGAGAGUCCCCAGGGCAAAGUCCUGCAGGUGAUCGUGUGGGGGAACUAUGGGCGGAUGGAGCGGAAGCAGUUCAUGGGUGUGGCCCGUGUGCUGCUGGAGGAGUUGGACUUGACCACCUUAGCCGUGGGCUGGUACAAGCUCUUCCCCACCUCCUCCAUGGUGGACCCAGCUGCGGGCCCCCUGCUCCGGCAGGCGUCCCAGUUGUCCCUUGAGAGCACCGUGGGGCCCUGUGGUGAGCGAUCUUAGGGCCGGGGUUGAGGGGGGCUCCCCGACAAGGCCUGGAGAACGCCCAGCCCCAACCUGGGACCCCAGGCCCAGGGGCACAUUGAAUACAGGAGGACGGGGUUCUCCCCCACAGCGGGGAAGCAGAACGGGGAAACCUGCCCCCCAGGGCCCCUCCUCACCCUCUCUUUGCCUCCUACCCCCUGAGACCUUCCCUCUCCCAACGGGAUUGGCUGCACUUUUGACUUGGCCGGUUCUUGACCUGGUGGAUGUGGCUGCAAUCCGGAGAAAGGAAAGACUGAGGUGGCAGAGCAAACCAUCCUCCUGUCCCAGACACUGUCCAACUGCUCCCCAUUUUUUGCCUCCUCGGAAGCUCGCUGCCCGGAGCCAAGUCCAGAACCCAGCGGCCAUCUCCAUGGUGCCAAUUACCAGCAAGUGUCUUUCCUGCGGCACCGGGUUCAGGCAGCUACUCCUGCCCCAAAGCCGAUGGGGCAGCUUUGCAAGGAUCCGGAGCCAGCUCCCAGGGGGCCCAGAGCCUCCCACUUGAAGAGGAGCUCGGCCUCCCUCCGCCUGCCCGUGGAAGGAGCUUUGCCGCAGCCUGUCUGAGUCCAUCUGUCUGUCCCUUCCUGCCUGCCCCUCUUCCAGUGGCUCUAGGAAUUGGGGUCCAGCAGGGACCAAAGGAAAGGAGGUGGUGCCCUGGGCCUGGCACAGACCCCCAGGGUGCCCUGCUCCGUAGGAUUGCAACAAGCUAGUUUGGAAAUGGUGGACUGGAAAGAACUGGGUCAUCUGCGUUUUGGUGGAGGAGCUGCGGGACCCUGAUUUUUGAGAACCCCAAGUCCAGAGAGCUCACCAUCUCUGAAUUUUGGGGACGCUGGAUUGGAGAGGGAGUCUGAGUAAAGUUGGGAUUGGGACUGGUGGUGCCAAGGCAAGGGUUUCUCAAAUAGGAGAAUCCCUCCUCGUUGGAUGAGGUCAGAGGUCUUCUUGUCCACCCCUCUGCCUCCAGGCUAGGGGUCUGGGGAGGUAACAGAGCUUCCCUAUUUUAGUCUUUUUAAACAAACCAUCCUGUACUAAGGGCAGAACCCACUGCCCCGGCUUCAACUACCUUGGCUCAUGAGUGUAAGAAUCGGGAGAUUCCUUCUCAAGCAGGCCUGGGUAGCUGCCUUCCUGGCCCGGCCCUCCCCGAGGCCUACGGAAGCCCUUUUGCAUGCUGGGAGGACACAGGCUGGCCCCUCUCUGUAGAAGCACAUUUCUGCCACCUCCCCCUGGGAGGCACCCAGCAGCCCACCACCCCUCAUUACCCAGUCCCUGCUGUGUAGGGCGUAGUCCAGGUUAGCUGGGUAGAGUUAGUGUUCCAGGCCCUGGGGCCUGUUCUUAGCUUGCAUAUAGUCCUUACAGAGCUCCAGGACGGGGUGGAGAGGAGAUAGCCGUCUCCCCACUGGUCUGGGUCUGGGCCUGGAGCCUGGGUCAU